Messenger RNA from Carassius auratus (goldfish), 1362 nucleotides. Its product is annotated as phosducin-like. Gene Ontology annotation, cellular component: photoreceptor outer segment. The coding region runs from base 231 to 944 and encodes 237 amino acids. The transcript has 4 exons. Gene Ontology annotation, biological process: regulation of G protein-coupled receptor signaling pathway. The record is from RefSeq and is a predicted model, not a curated record. Lineage: Eukaryota; Metazoa; Chordata; Actinopteri; Cypriniformes; Cyprinidae.
GUGUGACAAACUAGAAGCUGGAUGUCUUGCACUGUAAGUGCCAGGCUGUGCUUUGUCUGUUUAUCUCUCUCUGUGACGGGCUUCUUUAAUUCCUCUACUGUAAUUCCAUUACAUCACACCGUAUUAUUUCUCAGAUGUAACCAUGAUGUCCAUGGCAUUAUUAUCAGAGACAGUACAUAGCAAAGGCAGGUAGUCAAAGCAAACACUCAGCUCUCCUAGGAGGAUUCAUCAUGUCAGGUUCACCUGAGAUUGAGGAACUACCAGCAACACAAACAGGGCCCAAAGGUGUGAUCCAUGACUGGAGAAAGUUCAAACUUGAGAGUGAGGACCAUGAAAGCGUCCCUUCCAACAAGAGAGAGCUCCUCAGACAGAUGUCCAACCCCAAAUCCAGUAAAGACGACACCCAGGAAAAAGUCUUGCACAAGAUGAGCGUUCAGGAGUACGAAAUGAUCCAAGAAGAGGAUGAAAGGUGUCUGCGUAAGUAUCGUAGGCAGUGCAUGCAGGAGAUGCACGAGCACCUGAGUUUUGGGCCUAAAUUCGAUGUGGUGUUUGAGUUGGAUAGUGGGGAGGCCUUCUUGGAUGUCAUCGAGAAAGAGCACCGCCUAACUCUAGUGGUUGUGCACAUCUAUGAUGAUGGGAUCAGAGGAUGUGACGCUCUUAACAACUGCUUGACUUGCCUGGCAGCAGAGUACUCUACCGUCAAAUUCUGCCGAAUCCGAGCGUCUGCCACAGGGGCAGGUGAGCGUUUUUCAGACGACGUUCUGCCCGCUCUGCUGGUGUACAAGGCCGGAGAGCUGCUGGGCAACUUCAUGUCUAUCACAAAGCACCUGAAUGAGGAGUUCUUCGCCCUGGAUGUGGAGAACUUCCUAAAUGAGUACGGACUGCUGCCAGAGAAAGAGCUUGCAGCUGGCCCCGAGGAGGACGAGAAUGCUGACGUGGAAUGAUCGAGGAAAUUCAACGGGUGGAAAUGAAUUACAUUAGUCAACCUAGUUUCAGAGAUAGAUCUGAGUAGUAAUGAUGCUGUGACUACUGGGCCGUGGUGACUCCAACAAACACACACACACCUGUAGCACGUGAUUUACAGUGCUUAAAUACGUCAUAGUGUUGUCGAAGGCAUACAUUCAUGAUCAUUUCAUUUGCCAGCGUUCCCACAAUUUUUGACGAAUGAGUUUCCAUUCAUUUCUAUGACCUUUAUAGUAAUUUGUGAUGACUUGAUAAGGAUUUUUUUCAAACCAUUCAAUUUAAGAUUAACUCCUUAAUCAUUAUGACUGAUUUAUGAAGCAGUUCGGCUGAUUUGCAGUGAAAAGGAAAAGACUUACAAGGAUUAUUUUUCAGAUCCACAGAGAAAUUCUCCUCUGUAUC